UGCUCAUUGGCUGUGGGUGAUAAUCGGUCAACAGAGGAGCGGAGGGAGGGAGGCAGGCAGGAGGACGGCAGCAUGUUUACAGCUGCUCGCGGGCUCAGUACGUGUCGUGAACGACCCCCUCGCUUCGUCCGAUUGUAUUAAAAAACGCGACAAAUCCUCCAGCGGGACGUGGACGACGAUGUUUUGGUGGCGCGCGGGCAGGCUGUCUGCAGCGGCUGCGGAUCAGGCGCUCAGGUCCCCGGGCUGCUGUUUGGUGCGAGUCAAUGCAAACAGACUGAGGCACGUCACCGGGACGUUACGCAAAGGUCACACGGUUCGGUGCAGGUCUGUCUGUGGAUCCGUGGACUCCACCACACAUGCGCACCUGGGGGCGCAACAGCCGGAGCCGCGUCCGCUCCUGAGCUGGACGCUUGGGGUCGCGGACUCGGACCGGAGACACUGGGAGCGAGUGGCCGAGAGUCUCUUCAGAAGCGUGCGAAGCGAGGGCGGGAGUUUAGAUGUUAUCAAACCGCCGCCUGUGCACGCAAAGAGGCGCCACGGCAGCGGAGAGCAGCCGCUGGGUCGUGUGUUGUUUACAGGCACCUGGAGAGUCUCCAGCAGGACCAUGCACACCAGGGCUUCAUCCAUCGCUGCAGCCGCCAAGAGGAGCGACCCCGGGGAGGAGACAGGCGCCGACAAACGGGACGAGCAGAAUUUAAAGGAGGCCUCUUCUACCUCCUCGUCUGCUGAAAAGGUCCCGGGGGAGCCUGAGCCAGAAGGAGGGAAACCUACCAAGAUCCAGCAGCUAAAGAAAGUCUUCAAGGAGUACGGAGCAGUGGGAGUCUGCUUUCACGUCGGGAUCUCCCUCAUGUCUCUGGGAAUGUUCUACCUCCUGAUAUCCAGUGGGUUCGAUAUGGCGGCUGUGCUGUGCAAACUGGGCUUCAGCGAGGCCGUCGUUCGCUCUAAAAUGGCAGCAGGAACCAGCACGUUCGUCCUGGCCUACGCCAUCCACAAGCUCUUCGCUCCGGUCCGCAUCAGCAUCACUCUGGUGUCCGUCCCUCUCAUUGUGCGCUACUUAAGAAAGACUGGUCUCUUUAAACCCCCCACACCGGCCCCCUGAUGCCCCCUGAUGGACAUAGUUCAAACAACUGUAUAUUUAAUUACUCGUGCUUUUGGCUACAAAUGCCUCUUCUCAUCUCUCAUUGCAUUUUUUGAAUUCAGGUUAAAUAUUUCUCGUUGUAACAGAAUCCUGUCUCUGUGUGAUUAAAAAGACAUAAGUGUGACAGUUCUCCAAACACCCGUCUAUUUGGAGUUGAGUCUUAACGUGUGUGCAUUUUCACAAACCAGAGAGAAAAGUGCAAAGAAAGCUCAAAUAUUUAUAAACAAUCAGAUAUGAGAUCAGGGAUUUUGAGUUUCACUGCUAAGCUCUGAGUGGGCAGAGUUUUCUAUUAAUGCUGUGAAGGUUGCCACCGGGGACACCAGGAAGGAAAAAGCUGAUUUCUCCUCCACUGUUCCCUGAGAGCUGACUAGGCCAUGUUCUGGUGUUAUGUGAAUCAGCAGAAUAAUUCAGGUUGUCUCCGUCUCCUACCUCUCUCCUCUCUCACCUUUGCUCAGACUCUUUCUCUCCUCUCACCUAUCGUCCUAUUUUCUGCUGUUGUUGUUUUGCUUCCCUUCUAUUUUUCUUCUCAACAUCUCUCCCGGCAUCCAAUUCCUUCCUUCCUCUCAUCCAUUUUCCUCUUCAUUUUCUCCCUCUUGUUCUCUAACUUUGCUAAUGCCACUGCCCAAACAGUUUGCAAACACAUUAAUCUCUGAGUGAGGCUGAUUAUUGUUCAUUGCAAGCUUUGAAUGAAGAAUGUUGGACGUUGAACUUUAACUAUUAAACAUGAAGUUGUCUUUUA
Molecule: messenger RNA, 1877 nt
Organism: Hippoglossus stenolepis (Pacific halibut)
Lineage: Eukaryota; Metazoa; Chordata; Actinopteri; Pleuronectiformes; Pleuronectidae
Gene: mims2
Product: family with sequence similarity 210 member B
Exons: 3
Coding region: 179-1099 (306 amino acids)
Cellular component (GO): mitochondrion
Source: RefSeq, a predicted model, not a curated record